GUUGUUGAGUGGACGUGCGUCGUAACGCUUGAGCUUCGCACUGUAGUUUAGUUCACCGUGUACAUAAUGUUAUCUUAGACGCUGGCCCAAUUCAUGAGAUAUGACGGGCCAAUUAAUUAUUAUUAAUGAGUUUCUAACGUUUGUACAAAACAAAUUGGAUAUACUAGACGAACAAAGUAUCACCCAGAUUUGUGCUACCAAUUUUACAGACACAGAAAUUGAAGAUGGAAAAGGUAUUCUGUAUAAAUCGUGUGGUGAUAAAGUGAGACAUGUGCAGCGUAAAGGAGAUGACAAGAAGAAACGGAAUAUCAAGGAUGUUAUUAGGUUAUUGAAGGAAGUAGACCCCGAUGCGCAGCCUAACUUUGUUGCCAAGGACUUAAACCGGUUGCCACCGGUUUUGUUUGACCAUGUUGAUGUUACACGAAUUUUGAAGGAUAUGUUGAAUAUGAAAAACGAUCUUGUAAAAUUUCAGUUAAAAUUGAGUGCGGAACUUGGUGAAUUACGCAACUCCAUUCAACAAAUAGAAAAAAAAAAAAAAAAAAAUAAUGUGACGACUCCCCAAAAGAGGAAAUCUUCAUUAACAGCUGCGACUCCGCCAUCACUGCAACCUACUCCUGCAAGAGUAGCACGGAGUUCGAUUACCCCGACCAACCGUAAAAACGUGCAUAAGAGAACAGACUUAUCAUCACAGUCGAAUUCGCUUCCGCCUGUGACAGUACCACCGCCUGCACGCACACACGCACCCUGCGAUGUAAAUGCGUAUACGCCGACCUAUCGCGAUAUCGUUUUCGAAACGGCCCGACCGCGGCAAACAAGAAGCGCCCGAAUGGCACAUGUGAGUGCGGGUCAAUCUAGCGUAACAGCUUACGCUGCACCUGCCGUGGUGAGCGAUGCGUCGAGUCAUAACGAAACAAUGACGCAUGUUAAAAAUGCGACAUUUACGGUUGUAGAAAAUAAAAAAAAAUUGAGCAAAUUGAGAAAUAUGCGAGGAACAGGAACCUCGGACGCGCAGUGUAAAAUCAAAGUAGCGGACCCCCAUUGCUACAUAUAUAUUUCUCGUGCCCAGAAAUCGGUCUCUGUAGAUAAUAUUUUACACCACAUUGCGGACAUGGGUGAAGAAUGCAUAUGCGUCGAGCAGCUCAUACAGCGACAUGAAACAUCCUUUAAUUCUUUUAAAGUCACGAUACCUACCCAGAAACUUGAAAUCUUUUUGGAUGGGAAGUUUUGGCCUGCUGGGUUGGUAUAUAGACGGUACAAAGAGCGAUAUACGAAGACCGCCGCUAAAUAUGAUCGAUAAUGUCAGUACAG
Molecule: messenger RNA, 1308 nt
Organism: Leptidea sinapis
Lineage: Eukaryota; Metazoa; Arthropoda; Insecta; Lepidoptera; Pieridae
Exons: 1
Coding region: 101-1297 (398 amino acids)
Source: RefSeq, a predicted model, not a curated record